Oryzias melastigma (Indian medaka) is the source of this 2473-nucleotide messenger RNA. RefSeq names its product unc-5 netrin receptor Db (gene unc5db). The record is from RefSeq and is a predicted model, not a curated record. Gene Ontology annotation, cellular component: membrane. Lineage: Eukaryota; Metazoa; Chordata; Actinopteri; Beloniformes; Adrianichthyidae. Gene Ontology annotation, molecular function: netrin receptor activity; protein binding. Gene Ontology annotation, biological process: netrin-activated signaling pathway.
AGUCAGAUGAGAGCUCCCGUCCUCCCCGCAGCGCGCGCACUGAGCCAAAGUGGAGAGGAGAGGACGCGUCGAGCCGCGGACUCCUCUCUUCUGGCACAGACUCCCCCAAACCGUCCUCCUCCCUGAGCUGCUGGAGUCAGUCCAGCUCUGAGAAGGAGAAAGGAGGCGCGACAUAGCCGGCUGCCUUCAUCUGCUUCUUGUGGAGGCGCGCGCCGGCAUGGGCACCCUAACAAACCCGCUCCUCACCUCGGGGUUCCUGCUUGUCGGCGCAGCUUUCUCAGUCCUCUCCAAAGGGGUCACACAGCCUGACAGCCUGCCGUCAGUGCAUGGAACUCUGCCACACUUCAUCCAGGAGCCAGAGGAUGCCUACAUUGUCAAGAGCAACCCUACUAAACUGCGCUGUCGAGCCACUCCCGCCUUACAGAUAUUUUUCAAAUGCAACGGGGAAUGGGUGCAUCAGAACGAACACUCGUCCCAUGAGUACAAAGACCUCAACACAGGACUGAAGGUGCGUGAGGUGAUGAUAAACGUUUCCCGUCAGCAAGUGGAGGACUUUCAUGGGCCUGAGGACUACUGGUGUCUCUGUGUGGCGUGGAGCCACUUGGGGACCGCUAAGAGUCGGAAGGCAACUGUCCGCAUAGCCUACCUGAGGAAAAACUUUGAGCAGGAUCCCCAGGGGAAGGAAGUGCCAAUCAACAGGAUGAUUGUUCUGCACUGUCGUCCUCCGGAGGGAGUGCCAGCAGUGGAGGUGGAAUGGUUAAAAAACGAGGAGUUGGUGAGCUCUCUGACUGAUGACAACAUCGACUCACGGGCCGACCAAAACCUCAUCAUCAACGAGGCGCGUCUGUCAGACUCGGGCAACUACACGUGUCUGGCCAGCAACAUCGUGGCCAAACGACGCAGCGCCACAGCCACCGUCAUCGUCUUUGUGAAUGGCGGCUGGUCUCUGUGGACAGAGUGGUCCCCCUGCAGUGUGCCCUGUGGCUGGGGUGUCCAGAAGCGAUCGCGGACCUGCACAAACCCCGCCCCUCUGAACGGGGGGGCCUUCUGUGAGGGGAUGUCUGUGCAGAAGAUCACCUGCAACGCCCUCUGUCCAGUUGAUGGAGGCUGGGACGAGUGGAGUGAAUGGACAUUGUGCAACAGUUUGUGUGGAAGGCACCGCACUCGGGAGUGCAGCUCUCCAGCACCUAGACAUCGAGGCAAAAUGUGUGAAGGGAACAGCCAGGCCACUGAGAACUGCACAGAUGGGCUGUGUACCCAGAAUCGAAACCUGCUACAUGAAGUCAAACCUCAAAGUAUGGAGGGUUCUAAUGAUGUGGCUCUGUAUUUGUGCCUGGGAGCUGGCAUCAUCGCAGUCGCCUUCCUUGUGGUGGUCGUUAUGUUAUACAGGAAGAACCACAGCGAGUACGGGGUGGAUGUGAUCGACUCCUCAGCUCUGACCAGGGGCUGUCAGUCUUUUAACUUUAAGACAGCCAGACAAGGCAACCCGCUGCUUCUUAACUCCUCAAUGCAAUCAGACCUCACCGUGGGGCGCACGUACAGCACUCCCAUCUGCUUUCACGAAAGCACCGACAAAGAACCCUUCGACCCCCUGCCGGACAUCGCAGUCAAAGUUCAGAGCUCCUUCAUGAUUUCGUUGGGCGUGGCGGAACACGCGAGGUUUCCCGACAAAGUCCCCACAGAGACUUACCAACGAGACCUCGGCUGUGAAUACUGCAGCACCAUGGAGAGGCGCAAGAAAGACACGCUGACGUUCAACAGACCCAUCGACAAAGAGCAACCGCGGACCAGCGGCGUGUUCGGCCACCUCGGCGGGCGGCUGGCAGUGCCAAACACAGGGGUCAGUCUGCUGGUUCCUCCUGGAGCUGUGGCUGAAAAUAUGUCCUGGGAGAUGUACAUGGUGAUCAAUCAGGGAGAGUCAAGUAUUGAAACUCUGGAAGGCUGCGAAAUCCUCCUGGGCCCAGAGGUGACAUACGGCCCUUCAAAUCUGGACCUUUCCUGCCCAGCUGCCAUGACCGUCCCCCACUGCGCGCUGGUUGACAAGGAGAACUGGAACAUUCAGCUGAGGAGGAAAACCCAGGACAGUAAAUGGGAGGAAGUGAUGUCGGUAGAUGAGGAAUCCACUUCCUGCUUUUGUCUGAUGGACUCAACCUGCUGCCACCUGCUGCUGGACCAGCCGGGCUCGUACGCGCUGGUGGGGGAACCUCUCACUCAGGCUGCCAUGAAAAGGCUGAAGCUGAGUGUGUUUGGCAGCCUGGAGGCCGGCUCCACCAACUACUGUCUGCGUGUUUAUUGUGUGGAUGACACGCCGCAUGGCUUUCAGAGAGUGGUGGCUGCAGAGAGGACCAGGGGGGGUCAGCUUCUGGAGGAGCCAAAGAUGUUGCCUUUCCAAGCUAAUACCUUCAGCCUCCAGGUGUCGAUUCAGGAUGUUCCCCAGUUUCUUUGGAGCAUCAAACCCUUUACAACAUGUCAG